AUGUCUCGCCAAAACUUCCACAGCCCGUUUUCCGAGACGCUUACAGAGAUCCCCUCACUUCUCAUCGAUUCCACAGGGAUAUGGAAUGGGUUCAUUUUCGACAACAGCCUUGAAAGCGGCUUCUUACGGCUGAAAGAACCCCAAGUGAAAGACUUGCCUGAACUUCGAUCCAAUGUCCUGUCUCUGGACUUUAACAAUGUACCACUACCAGACCUCUCAAUUCCUCCUUCCUCUCCAUCGCGGUCCAGCCAGAAUGAGUUUUUUGAGGUGCAGGAGGAAUUGGGCGAGACAGAUGAUGAAGAGAUCACAGACAUUUGGGCACUCCCUGAAGUCUUUAAAAAAGUGCGAAGAAAUCGUUUGAUUUUCUGGGACAACUUCUUGGAUGAGAAACUCGAUGAGCCGCAGUCGGGUUAUCUUAGCGAAGUAAGCCCGCGAGUCUUCACUUUGAUCGCGAAUAGGCCGGCCACAAACUCGUUGAAAAUCGUGAAAGACGACGUACUUCUCAAUGCCGCCUUUGAGCUCGUUUUGGGACGAUCUUCAGGCUUGUUCCGGUGGAUUGCGGAGGAAAACUCCUUCCACACUUGCUGGGAGAACAUUAUCGCCAUAGGUUAUAGUGGCACUCUGCUACGAAACACCAUUGCCUUAUUCUCCAUCGUCGGUGGCGAUACCAGGAUACUGGUGGAAUCAUUCCGAGAUCUAGACGCCAAAAGCCACAGGGUGCUUCCUUCGAGGAUUGCUCUGCUAUCCGCCGCCAGGUCCGCUCUCUUUGCCAUUCACAAGCAUCUCGAAGACUUGCGUACGGAUGUAUCAUCCUUAUUGCAAGUAAAUCGAAUUGUUUCUAGGGUCAAGCCCUUGAUACAGAUCUUGACGAGUUGUUGCACGGCCACCAAGCCCUGGAAAUCGGACCACGAAGUGAUACUGUCUCUAACGAAAGAGACGUCAGCUGCGUCAAUGGCACAUUCGGGGCUCACUCAAAUAUUGCAGGAGAUUUUCACCCAGGCUGCCACGCCGGCUCUAGAAAAUCUGUGCUGUACAAUAGGGUUGUCAUCACCGUUAAGAAACGGUCAUACUCUAGACUGGACAGACGAAGAAGACCAAUCGUGGAGAAGGUUGCUCUCCCACGAGUCUUCACUUCUCGUAUCCCAGACGCAACGAAGUUUGCAAUUGCUCGGCCAAUGUUCAACGCAGGCUUCGGUCAUCCGAGACAGGAUGAAUAAAGCUGCCUCUACUGUGACCCUGAGACCUAUCUAUGCUUACACAGAUGUACGUGAACAAGAGAAAUUGGUCCUUGAGUACGAAAAUACAAUGAGACCAACAAUCCUAGCCUCAACCACCAAUACCCCAAUGACCGGGAGUAAGCUCACCGGAAUGGGGUAUUCAUUGGAAAGUGAAGAUAUGCCCGCAACGCAUCCUCAGGACCCUUUUCAUUUGGACAUGGAUCUCUUCAAUUCACCUGCGCGGGACGAAGCGAGGCGACAGAAGAGUCAUCUCGAACAGCAUGUCAUUUCCUAUCUGACAAAGCUUGGUAAUGAAGGUUCAGAACCACUGCAACUCCCGUUCGAUCAAGCUUUGGCUUCUUCAGUUGCACCAAUGAUUGCAGCACAGCACAGGCUACUAUCUUACGCGGUACUUCAGAUGCUUUUCGACAAGCACAACCUAAUUGCCCACAUCAAAAUCCAGCGAGACUUCCAUUUACUUGGCCAUCCAACAUUCUCCCAGCGUCUUACUACUGCUCUCUUCGACCCAAACCAGCGGAGUGGGGAGCAUAAUCGAUCCAGUGGUGGUUCAACGGGGCUACGCUUGCAAAGUCGGGAUGCAUGGCCACCAGCAGGAUCGGAGCUCAGACUUGUACUCAUGGGUAUCCUUUCUGAUAGUCUCACCAGCUCAAAAGAGGGCUCACUUGAGAGUACGAUCUCCUUUGCGAUUCGGGAUAUGCCCUCUGAUGAUCUCGAGAAGUGUCGGGAUGUGGAUUCCAUCCAUGCUCUGAACUUCCUCAGACUCCAGUACAAAGCACCCAACCAAAUUCUAGAAAACGUUCUUAGCACAAGCGUUCUCGACAAAUAUGACCGCAUCUUCCAACACCUUCUACUCAUCCUCCGACUUCACAAUGUGACUGAAGGCUUGUUGAGGGAUAAUUGUAAAACAAAAUGGGCAUCGAGAAAGGAGCUUACCCACCAGAAGCUUAUUCUAGAAAUGCACCAUUUUGUUAUGGCCUUGGCAGAUUACUGCCAGAAUACGGCUAUGACUCUUUGUUGGCAACCCUUCGAUGUUCUAUUGAAAAAUGUGAAAGCUUAUAUUGACGCAAAAGACUACGUAAGAACAUUGAACGCUGUGAGGAGCCAAGACUAUCUCAACACGCUGCACGAGCAGACGCUUGAUGAUACCCUUCGCGCUAUGUUGCUGAGGAAUAAACAAACAAAAGGUCUGAGGCUGCUGCAUGACUUGUUCGGUCUUAUCUUGCAAGUUGCUGCAUACAGACGAACUCAGACCGAAGCUAGUAGGACGCGCAGGAAUGAUGAUGAUAUUACGAUGAAACGAUACGAGCAUGAUUUUCGGAGGAACAUGGCUGAGUUGAUUGAUUUCUUGAGAAGCGAAACCCAAUCUCCUGCGCAGCAAACAGGCACAAAGGUUGAAUUUGGCAUUGGUAGUGGUGCAGGUGUGGAGGAGAAUCCAAUCGAGCACCUUCUCCUGAGGUUGGACAUCUUUGGUUAUUGGAGUUUAAAGCGAAACACGAGGAGUUCAAGUAUCGUCGUAUCCGGACAUUGA
Molecule: messenger RNA, 2766 nt
Organism: Exophiala bonariae
Lineage: Eukaryota; Fungi; Ascomycota; Eurotiomycetes; Chaetothyriales; Herpotrichiellaceae
Exons: 1
Coding region: 1-2766 (921 amino acids)
Biological process (GO): mitotic cell cycle; meiotic cell cycle; microtubule nucleation
Cellular component (GO): gamma-tubulin complex; centrosome; spindle pole
Molecular function (GO): microtubule minus-end binding; gamma-tubulin binding
Source: RefSeq, a predicted model, not a curated record